CAUAAUGGGGCAGUGCUUCAGAGAGAAGCUGAACUCCACACUGGUGAUUUACUAGGGCUUGGAGAGCACUUUCUUUUUAUGUAUAAGGACCCUAGAGCACCACAGUCAAGACCUGCCUGGCUUCCUCAGUCCUGGUCCUCUCCUGGAUUGAGUGGGGCCUUUUCAUGUCAGAUGUGUGGGAGGUCACUCCAAGAGCGGCAAGAGGCUGUCCAAGCUUAUAUAGAGAGCAAGGAUUUGGUGCUUCAAUACCGCUCUCAGGAAGAGGAUGCUGUAUUAAAAGAGAUUAUUGAGAAAAAUGGCAACCCAAGCACUGAAUUUAAAUUGUCCCCUGCCUACCUCUUCAGUCUCUGCAUUGAGCACUCAACACGAGCCCUGGAUCCUGGUCACUUUCCUAAACUGGUAAUGAAGAUUGCCACCAUGAUUAAGGAAGUUGUCUGGGAGAAAAUUAAAGAGAUUGGAGACAAACAACCAGAAAACCAACAGGACAGAAGUUUUUUGAGCACACUGGGGAUUGAGGAGGUGGCCACU
This is a messenger RNA of Staurois parvus, 528 nucleotides long. Lineage: Eukaryota; Metazoa; Chordata; Amphibia; Anura; Ranidae. The record is from the annotation of a GenBank genome assembly.